This is a messenger RNA of Dermatophagoides farinae (American house dust mite), 2658 nucleotides long. RefSeq names its product kinesin-like protein KIF23. Gene Ontology annotation, biological process: spindle elongation; mitotic spindle assembly; microtubule-based movement. Gene Ontology annotation, cellular component: mitotic spindle; nucleus; spindle microtubule. Gene Ontology annotation, molecular function: plus-end-directed microtubule motor activity; ATP binding; microtubule binding. Lineage: Eukaryota; Metazoa; Arthropoda; Arachnida; Sarcoptiformes; Pyroglyphidae. The record is from RefSeq and is a predicted model, not a curated record.
UCAAAAUCAACAAUGGUAAAUCAUCGCAGUAAUUCGGCUAAAAAACCACCGCCACCAACGAAACCAAAACCAAAAAUGGAUACGAAUGAAAAAGAUCCAUUACAAGUUUUUUGUCGUUUACGUCCAUUAAAAAAUCUUACCGAUACAAUUGUUGUGCAUAAGAUUGAUGAUCAUCUUUUGCAAAUAUCACCACCUGGACAGCAAAAACAAUUGUAUAAAUUCAAAAAAGUUUUCGAUCCACAAUUCGAUCAACAUUCAGUGUUCAAACAAACAGCUUUUCCAUUAGUCAAAGAUCUGAUUGAUGGUCAUAACGGGCUUUUAUUCUCUUAUGGUGUUACAUCUUCAGGAAAAACCUAUACAAUAACCGGUACACCACAAAAUCCUGGCAUUAUACCACGAACAUUGGAUACCAUAUUCAAUACAUUGAAUAAGAAUGGCUUGCAAAAUAUUCGUUUUGGUUUUAAACCAAAUAAUCAAAAUGGUUUUGAAAUCAUUUCCACACCGGAUGCUAUUUUGAAAAUUCAAAAUGAAGCAAUCUAUUCGACACCAAGUAAUAAUAAAACACCAAGAAAACGUGAUGCAUAUGAUUGGGAAAAUCGUGUGCAAGAAGAAAUGUUCGUUAAAGACAUAAAUUGCGAUAAUAAAUAUGCUGUAUUCGUGUCAUAUGUUGAAGUUUAUAAUAAUUACAUUUAUGAUCUACUUGGUGAUCAUCAAUCAUCAGAAAUGAAUAAAUGUUCGAAACGUAUUGUUGAAGAUUGCCAGAAACGUUAUUAUGUUCAAGGUGCUAAAGAAAUUGAAGUGAAAAGUUCACAAGAAGCAUUCGAUCUUUGUAUCAAAGGUAUGAAACGUCGUCGUAUUGGCACAACCAAAUUGAAUAAUGAAUCUAGCCGAUCACAUUCAGUAUUCAAUAUUCGUUUAGUACAAGCACCAUUAGAUAAUGACGGCGUAGAAGUUAUUGAUGAUGAUAAUCUGAUACAUAUCAGUCAAUUAUCGAUUGUUGAUUUGGCUGGUUGUGAACGUACUUCGAGAACUCAAGCUACAGGAAGUCGCUUACGUGAAGCAAGUAACAUUAAUAAUUCAUUAUUAACAUUACGACAUUGUUUUGAUGUAUUACGUGAGAAUCAGAAAUUGAACACGAAUAAAAUGGUACCAUAUCGUGAUAAUAAAUUGACACAUAUGUUUAAAAGUUAUUUUGAAGGUGAUGGUAAAGUUGAAAUGGUCAUCUGCAUUAAUCCUGGUCUUGAAGAUUAUGAUGAAACACUGCAGGUAUGUAAAUUCGGUGAAGUAUCGCAAGAUUUGGUUACCAAUCGUUCAACACCUAUCAAACGUACACCAUUACGACCAAUCAAUAAUUUUUUCAUUGCAUCAUCAAUCAAUAUUGGACCACCAUUACCGGAUAAAUAUGUUGAAGAUCCAUCGGAUGAUAAAACCCUUAUGAAUUGGAUUAUGACAUUAGAGAAACGGAUGGAAAAUCAUGAACAAAAUAGUUUGAUUAUUGAUGAAUAUCAAAAAAAUGUCAGACAAAAUAUUUCUGAAUUAAAUCGUGAUAAUACAUUGAUUGAACAACAAAACGCUGUAUUGAAAAUGGAUUUAGUAGCACGUGAAAAUCAACUGCUCGAAUAUGAGAAUAGAUUCAUUCAUAUGAAACAUGAAUAUUCAGAAACAGUCAAUCGAAUGAAACUUCAAAUUGAAGAAUUGCAGCAAGAAUUGUCCACCACUAAUCAUCGAUUAGCUACAACUGAAAUCGAGAAAUCAGAUCUUCAUAAUGAAUUUCGUCACUAUAAACGAUCUAUUAAAGAAAGUUGGAAAACCGAAUUUAGACGUUUACAAAAACAUUUCAUACAAAAAGUUCAUGAAGCUGAAUUAGAAAUGGAAAAGAAAAUGGCUACAAAUCAAGAAAAAUUGGAAUUAUUACGAACAAUAAUUAAUAAUGAUGAUGAUUUAGAAUUCAUUAGACCAUCGUGGAUGUCACCAUUGAAAGUAAAACAAGAUACAGGAAAUGAACCGAUGACAACAGCAACAGGCAAUAAUAUUCAAUCACCACCUGUUAUAAAUCCACGCCAUCAACGAUCAUUGAGCACGGAUGAUGCAAAAUGGAUUGAACAUCGUCCACCAGGUACAUUGGAUCUUGGUACCGUAUUUCAGCCAAAUAUACAAUCAAAACGUAAGAAAUCUGUUACCAAUUUAAAAACAUCAGAUUUUGUUGGAAAAAAAGAUGAAAUUGCCACAAAAUAUUCAUUGACACAUCAUCAGGCAACCAACACAGGUGAUGUUGAAACCAAUGUCUAUAAAGGUGAUGUUAUACCAUCAUUAACCGGUGGUUCACAAGUCAUAUUUAAUGAUGUUGAAAAAUUGACUCAAUAUCCGUGUAUGUCUGAUUCCUUAAAUAUAACGACGAGAAAAAAUCGAAAACGUUUAGCUGAAAUGUUUGAACGUAUGACAACUACUACUACUGCCACCGCAUCAUCGUCGACAAGAUCAACACCAACAACAGUAACAUCGACGAUUGUAAAUUCAAAUGCAGAAGGAAUGGAAUUUUUGCCAUCAACAUCAUCAAAUCAACGUAAUAAUGGAACACCAACAAAACGUAAAAAAUUCUAACAGUAAAUUAAACGAAUCUUGGCUAAUUGUAAAUUCUUGCUUUUUAAUACAAACACC